Molecule: messenger RNA, 2877 nt
Organism: Salvelinus namaycush (lake trout)
Lineage: Eukaryota; Metazoa; Chordata; Actinopteri; Salmoniformes; Salmonidae
Exons: 7
Coding region: 1-2877 (958 amino acids)
Molecular function (GO): nucleic acid binding; zinc ion binding
Source: RefSeq, a predicted model, not a curated record
AUGGAUCAACAAGAGGAGAACAUCUCCAGCACAGGUCGGGCAGUACAAGCCCUUGCGACGCAGCCACGGACCUUCAACCGUGAACAGUCUAAGGUAGCAUUCGUACUCACACUGCUAUCAGGCAAAGCGGCUCUUUGGGGAACGGCGGUGUGGGCGAACCAGGACCCAUGCUGCACCUCUUUCCAGACACUCUCCGAGGAGAUGAGAAGGGUCUUCGAUCGGGCCGUGGCGGGUAGGGAGGCGGCCAGACUACUCGCUGACCUUCGCCAAGGAGACCGUUCAGUAUCGGAAUACUCCAUCCAAUUCCGCACUCUGGCCGCAGAGUGUCAGUGGAACGAGGAGGCGCAGUGGGACAUGUUCCUGCAUGGGCUGGAGGACCGGAUCCAGAAGGAGAUCUAUGUUCUGGACCUUCCCAGGAGUUUAAAUGGACUAGUGGAACUAGCCUUGAGGGUCGACGCUCGUCUGAGUCGUAUUGGCCGCCGAGCAUGCCCUAACAGACCGUAUAACGACACGGAGGGCUGGCAUGCCAGCGGCGGGAACACGGCCAGUUCAGCCUCCGCUCACGAACCCAUGCAGCUGGGGAGAGCUCGCCUCUCCCGGGAAGAGAGGGAGAGGCGGAGAUCCCAAGGACUCUGUCUCUACUGUGGUAGAGCGGGCCACUUUAUCCACUCCUGCCCGGUGUCUGAUUCUGUGUUUCUAGAGGAGGCAGUGGAUUUGUCUAACGUGCCCGUUGAAUACCUCGACCUGAAGGAGGUGUUCAGCAAGUCCCGUGCUGCUUCUCUUCCUCCGCAUCGUCCCUAUGACUGUGCAAUAGAUUUAUUGCCAGGUGAGUCUCCGCCUAAAGGCAAGUUAUAUUCACUCUCUGUUCCUGAGAGGGAGGUUAUGGAGAGAUACAUCUCUGAUUCUCUGGCCUCUGGAUUCAUUCGUCCUUCCUCUUCUCCAGCGGGGGCGGGGUUCUUCUUUGUGGGGAAGAAGGACGGAUCUCUGCGUCCUUGCAUUGAUUACCGUGGGUUGAAUAACAUCACAGUGAAGAAUACCUAUCCCUUACCGUUGAUGUCCUCAGCCUUUGAAAGGUUACAGGGAGCAUCCGUGUUCACUAAGUUGGAUUUACGUAAUGCAUAUCAUUUGGUUCGCAUAAGGAGGGGGGAUGAAUGGAAGACCGCGUUUAACACCCCCAGAGGGCACUUCGAAUAUUUGGUCAUGCCUUUUGGGCUAUCCAACUCCCCAGCGGUUUUCCAGGCACUCGUCAAUGACGUGCUGAGAGAUAUGAUUGAUCAGUUCAUAUAUGUUUACCUGGAUGACAUACUGAUUUUUUCUUCUUCUCUCCAGGAACACGUUCAGCACGUCAGACGAGUGCUUCAGAGGUUGUUGGAGAAUGGACUUUUUGUCAAGGCGGAGAAAUGCAUUUUUCAUGCACAAUCCGUUCCAUUCCUAGGUUACAUCGUCUCGACUGAAGGUAUUCACAUGGAUCCUGACAAGGUUAAGGCUGUGGUGGAUUGGCCAAGCCCAGAUUCCCGUAAGGCCCUACAGAGGUUUCUGGGAUUCGCCAAUUUCUACCGGCGUUUCGUUCGCAACUUUAGCCAGAUAGUCGCUUCUCUUACCGCCUUAACCUCCCCCAGAGUGACGUUCAGGUGGUCCGAUACAGCCGAGGCUGCAUUCGCCAAACUCAAGAGCCGCUUUGUUUCGGCCCCCAUCCUCAUAGCUCCCGAUCCCUCGCGUCAGUUCGUGGUGGAGGUGGACGCUUCAGAGGUGGGGGUAGGUGCGGUACUUUCCCAACGUUCCUCUUCUGACGACAAGAUGCACCCUUGCGCGUUCCUGUCCCAUCGGUUAUCACCUGCGGAACGCAACUACGACAUUGGCAACAGAGAGUUGUUGGCAGUGAAGUUAGCACUGGAGGAGUGGCGCCAUUGGUUAGAGGGUUCGGGGGUACCUUUUAUAGUUUGGACCGAUCACAAGAAUUUGGAAUAUAUCAGAACCGCCAAGCGACUCAACUCCAGGCAGGCGCGGUGGGCACUCUUUUUCGGACGUUUUGACUUCUCUCUCUCGUAUCGCCCGGGUUCCAAGAAUGUCAAACCCGAUUCCCUUUCUCGCAUUUUUGACCAUUCCGAACGCCCAUCCACUCCCGAGUGCAUCCUACCCGGGACCCUAGUGGUCUCCACACUCACAUGGGAGGUUGAAUCGAGGGUCAAAACGGCCUUAGAAGGGGUAAAGCCUCCGCCCGGUUGCCCGCCUAAUCGGUUGUUUGUGCCGGAGGGGUGUCGGUCCGAUGUUAUUCGGUGGGGGCAUUGCUCCAACGUAGCGUGUCAUCCAGGAGUCAGCCGCACUAGCUUUUUGGUUAAGCAACGCUUUUGUACGGAGUCCGAGGUCACUGUUCCCUCCGCUCACGCUUUCAUCCAGAGGUGCCGUCACGCAUGGAGCAGAGCCCGUGAGACUCUUCUCCGGGUGGGGGCGCGCACCAAGGCUAAGGCCGAUCGCCGCCGGUCGAAGCCUCCGGCACGCAUUAACCCGCCGGUCCCGGUUCCCCCGCCGCCACGACUUGUUGAUGGGGAACCCACCUUUUCUGUCAAUCGUAUUUUGGACUCUAGAAGGAGGGGACGCGGAAUCCAGUACCUGGUGGACUGGGAGGGUUACGGUCCGGAGGAGAGAAGUUGGGCCAUGGAGGAACUUAAGGAGAAUACUAAGAGGUAUCCGUUGGUGCGGGCUGCAUCCGAGGAGAGCUCCAGUGAGCUGAGCAGCUCUCCGUUCCCAGGAGACACCAUGCCCUGGAACCUCUCCAAACACCACCAGAUCAAACGCUCCAAGUCUACCUCCGGAGACGUGCAUGUGCUGGACUCGGCGGAGAGGGCCGUUCUCCGUAUCGCAGAGGAACUUGUGUAG